AUGGCAACUCAAGAUAUCCCGGGGGUUGAAAAGCCACCCAAGAAGCAGAUUCUGCUGAAUGCCUUUGACAUGUCAACAGUCGGCCAUCUCUCGGUCGGACAUUGGAAAAACCCGACUGAUAGGUCAGCGACGAAGCGCAAGUUGACUUACUGGGUCGAGCUGGCAAAACUUCUUGAAAGGGGAGGGAUCAGUGGCCUCUUCCUUGCGGAUACAAACGGAGGAUUUGACAUUUAUGGCGGAACGGUGGAGGAAAGCAUCAGAAAGGCUGUCCAGUGGCCGGUUACGGACCCAUCUAUACCGAUUACUGCCAUGGCGGCGGUGACGAAGAAUCUGACAUUCGGCAUCACGGCGUCAACAUCUUUCGAAACCCCCUUUGUUCUGGCAAAGAGGUUUUCAACCUUGGAUCAUAUGACGGAUGGGCGUAUUGGGUGGAACAUCGUCACAUCGUGGAAGAAGUCUGCAUUCAACGCCAUUGGCAUUGAUCCUAUCGAGCAUGACCAGAGAUAUGCGCAGGCUGACGAGUAUAUGAGAACACUGUACAAGCUAUGGGAAGGGUCGUGGGCCGAUGAUGCGCUGCAACCUGAUCCGACGACAGACACUUAUAUCGACCCAUCCAAAGUCCGCCAUAUUAAUCAUCAGGGCAAGUACUACAAGUUAUCCACACGACACAUCGUGGACCCCUCUCCGCAGCGGACCCCGUUCCUGUUCCAGGCGGGCGCAUCAGCAGAAGGAAUCGACUUCGCAGCCACGCAUGCAGAGGGCAUCUUUGUGUCUUCGCCAUCACCCGAGCUGCUUAAGAUUCAGAUUGAGAAGAACCGCAAGAUUGCAGCCGAGAAGGGACGCGACCCAGACUCUUUAAAAUUCUACCUCUCCUUCACUCCUAUUCUGGGCAAGACGGAUCAAGAAGCCCAGGAAAAGUAUCAGGAGCUUCGGAAGCACGCGAGCCCCGUUGGCGGCUUGGUUCUUUUCAGCGGAUGGACCCGUAUCGACAUGUCGAAGUACUCGCUCGAUGAGGAUAUCAGCAAGAUAGACUCUGAUGAGGGCAGGAAGCUGUGCAACAUGUUCAAACCCACAAACGAGACACCCAUCUGGACACCUCGUCUCAUUGGCAUAAAAGCUGCAAUGAGCCAAAUCUCACCGUCUGCUGUUGGGUCUCCAGCAACUGUGGCGGAUAUAAUGGAGAAUUGGAUCAAUGUCGCUGACGUAGAUGGCUUCAACCUCGGAUACGUCACAUCGCCUGGAUCCUUUGAGGAUGUCGUCGACUUGCUUGUUCCGGAGCUUCGGAGGCGUGGUAUUUACCCAGAGGCAGUUGAGCCUGGGUUGGCGGCACGGGAGAGGGUCUAUGGAAAGGGCCAAGCUCGAUUGCGGGAUGACCAUAUUGGGAGCAAGUACAAGUAUGAGGUAUAUAAGGAGGAGGAGCCAUUCGUUGCGGAUGAUCGGUCAUGA
Molecule: messenger RNA, 1446 nt
Organism: Fusarium vanettenii 77-13-4
Lineage: Eukaryota; Fungi; Ascomycota; Sordariomycetes; Hypocreales; Nectriaceae
Exons: 4
Coding region: 1-1446 (481 amino acids)
Molecular function (GO): monooxygenase activity; oxidoreductase activity, acting on paired donors, with incorporation or reduction of molecular oxygen
Source: RefSeq, a predicted model, not a curated record